AAUUAAUUUAUUAAUUGAGAAACAAACAGUAAUUAUUUACAAGAGGCAACCAAACCGAAGAACAAUGAUGUUAAUUUAUAUUCUUACAAUACUUUUAAUUACAAAGAUUGGGAUAUGCGUUGAAAAUAACGUUUGCACAACAGUGGAAGGAUAUUCAAUGAAAGAAAACAAUAAUUUGUGCAAAUAUAAUCCAGAUGUGUUUUCAAAUACGUGGGAUAUGGUGCAACGACACGGUUAUCCUAUUGAGAAGCACAAUACUGUUACAAAAGAUGGGUAUAUACUAACAAUAUACAGAAUACCACAUGGUAAAGAACGCAGUUUCGGUGGACAACCUGUGUACUUGCUGCAUGGGACUUUGUCGAGUUCAGAAAUGUGGGUGAAUAUAGGAAACAAGUCUUUAGCUUUUAAAUUGGCUGAUCGUGGAUACGAUGUAUGGAUUGGAGAUGCUAGAGGAAAUUUCAAUUCUUUGGGACAUAUUAAACAUGAUAUUGACAGUAAUGAAUAUUGGAACUACACAUUGGAUGAUCUAGCUUAUUACGAUAUGCCAGCAGUAUUGAAUUAUAUAAGCAAUGAAACCGGGAAAGGCGGUGAGAUCAUUCAUUUGGGUCAUUCUCAAGGAUCGUUGGUGGCUCUGAUGUACGCAUCUCGUCUUCCAUCUCAUGCUAAAUCUCAUUUGAAAGGUCUCGUACUUAUUGGACCUGUAACAUAUAUUAGACCAGUUUCCAACUUAAUCACCAAAAUGUAUUCAGUAUUAACAUCAUUGAUUCCUUACGUUGGUGAUCGAAGCAACGCUAUAACACGAUUUUGCACUAUGAAUUCCUACUUCUUCAAUAUAUGUAUUAAAAUAUUGGAUUUAAGCUGUGGAUCAACGAAAGAUACUUACGUCUUGGAGGAUAUGCCAAUUUUCUUCAGCUAUUGUCUCUAUCAGGAAUCAACGAAACCUAUUAACCAUAUCGCACAGCUAGGAAAUUCGCAGAGGUGUCAGAUGUACGAUUAUGGACCAAAAGGAAAUCUUGAGGUGUAUCAAUCUGAUUAUCCUCCUGAGUAUAACAUUUCACGCAUAAAUAUACCCACUUAUCUUUUCGUAGGCGAAAAUGAUACAAUUGCUUCUCCAAAGCAUGGAGAGUUCAUUUACAGAAACCUGACUAUCCAAGAAAAAGGUUUAUUCGUUUUGAAGGGCUUCAAUCACGUGAGCUUAUUUUACUCGAAAUAUUUGGAAACUGAGUUUCACCGAAAGUUGAAAUAA
This is a messenger RNA of Nicrophorus vespilloides, 1246 nucleotides long. Its product is annotated as lipase member K-like. Bases 65 to 1246 code for a protein of 393 amino acids. Gene Ontology annotation, biological process: lipid metabolic process. The record is from RefSeq and is a predicted model, not a curated record. Gene Ontology annotation, molecular function: hydrolase activity, acting on ester bonds. The transcript has 9 exons. NCBI's taxonomy places the organism in Eukaryota, Metazoa, Arthropoda, Insecta, Coleoptera, Silphidae.